This is a messenger RNA of Pneumocystis murina B123, 1298 nucleotides long. RefSeq lists its product as hypothetical. Gene Ontology annotation, cellular component: TORC2 complex; plasma membrane; cytoplasm. The record is from RefSeq and is a predicted model, not a curated record. The coding region runs from base 111 to 1298 and encodes 395 amino acids. The transcript has 6 exons. NCBI's taxonomy places the organism in Eukaryota, Fungi, Ascomycota, Pneumocystomycetes, Pneumocystales, Pneumocystaceae. Gene Ontology annotation, molecular function: phosphatidylinositol-4,5-bisphosphate binding. Gene Ontology annotation, biological process: TORC2 signaling.
GCAAAUAUAAGCUCUAGAAAAUGCGCUAUAAUAUUCUUAAUUAAUAGAGAAAUCAGUCUGUUAUUAAUAUUUUUUGCUUUUUUUGGGUGUUAUUUGAAAAAAAGUAGCAAAUGGCCUUAUUAUAUGACUCAAAUUCGUUAAUUGAGGGAUUACGUACUAAAUAUCUUGAGAAUAUUAAUGACAGUAUUGGUGAGAGAGUGAUUGGUAGUAAGAAUAAGGUGUCGAAUAAGAAAAAGAGGUUUGGAUCGUCAGAAAAUGUCAUUGAUCAUAAAAAGAUUGUUUCUUUUUAUCUAUCAGAAGAAGAUUCUAUGUCAAGUUUUAAAGAAGAUGAAGUUUUUGAUGAGGAUAAAUCGGUUGAUAUAGUUUCUCAAGGAUAUGAUAUGGAAAGAUCCAUUAAACGAAAACAACGUUAUGCAAAUGAAUCGCUAUCAAUUUUGUCGGAAAAGAAUGCUUCGAAUAUUGGAGAAAGUGAUUCAGAUGAUUUGGAGUUAUGUUUUUUGAAAUAUUUAUCUAAAGAAAAGGUUAAACUUAAGUCGAAAAGUAUGGAUAUUUUUAGAAGAGAUUCAAAGGAGGAUUUAACGGCUAUUAUGAAGAAUCAAUGUUUAAUUUCUGGUUCUGAAAGUAAACAUAUGAGUAGACAAUAUAAAGCGCAAUCAAGAGAGUUAAAGAAUAAUGAAUUAACUAUUUCUUGUUCUAAUGAUGUUUUAAGUAAAUCAUUAGAAAGCAUUUAUCGAAACGACAUGAGUUAUAAUCCAUAUUCGAGUUAUAUGGAAGAGGGAUGUUUAAAUUUUUCUCGAAAAUCAUAUCCAUUUUGCCAAUCAUCUUCUCAUAAGAGAUCAUCUUUAUUAACUAUUUUGAUAAAAACAGGAAUGAAAAUACAGACUAAUCCUCUUGCUGAUAUAUUUGCUUGUUUUUCAGGAAAAGGUGAUCUUAAUCCUUUAAAGUUGAAAAUAUAUCGUCCGUCAGGAAAAGAUCCAAAAAGGCCUGUUUCUGUUGUUAUAAAACGAAUUGCUACUGUUUCUGAUGUAAUUGGUUUUUCUUUGUAUUGUUAUAUAGAACAGAAGAUGGAACCAAGGCUUACUAGUGAGCAAUUAAAUCCAAACAUGUGGACUUUACGUAUUGUAGAGGAGGAUGGUGAAUUGGAUCAUGAUUUUCCAGCUCUGGAUAGAACAAGAUUUUUAUCAAAAUUCGGUUUUGAUGAAUUUGCUCUUGUUGAAGCGACAUCUACACAAUUUUUAGAAAACGAAAAAUUAACCCCAUUUAACUUUAAAAUUAAUAUUGAUCAUUUUAAUUCUUAG